AUGAAACCAGAAAUUAUUAGUAUCAGUAGCCAAUCACAAACCACUCCACCUCAUAAAACUCCUAAAUUAAAACAAUCAGUAGAAGAUAUUUCAGAAGACAAAAGACAAAUAGCACAGAAUUACUUUUUUCAUAGUGUACAAAUUCCAGAAAGUUUAAUACAAUUUCUUCUUGAUCGAUUUGUUUCAAUAAGUUAUACACUUCAUGGAUUUAUAACAGUAAAACCAAGGCAUUUAUGCGGUGGUCUACUUAUUAGUAAUGAAUGGGUAUUAACUGCAGCUCAUUGUAUUAGUCCAUUUGAAAGUAGUAUUAAAAGUCUUCAAAUAUCAAAACUACGUCAAUACAUGGAUAAAUCAUCAAUUCAUUUUAAACCUAAUGAUAAAGCAAAAUCGAUUGAUGCACUAAUUCUUCAUCCAAAUUUUACACAAGGUCAAAGUUUAUCACCAGAUAUUGGUUUAAUUAAAUUAAAACACUCUAUUCUUGAUUCACUUACUAAUGAAAUGUAUAAUUAUGAAGAAUUGAAACAUUUUUUAUUAAUAAAUGAUAAACUACUAAUAAGUAGUCAAGAAUAUAUAUGUAUAGUUUCAGGUGUUGGUCAUUUAAAAUAUCGCGAUAUAAAGAAUACAAAUUCUAAUAAUUAUUUUCAUGUUGCAUUUGUACACCUUGAAUCCUGUAAUGGAUUAUGGAAGAAAUUACAACUAGAAACAGAAAUAAAACAAAUCAAAAGUUAUGAACAACAACAAGAAUAUGAAUGGAUAAAUAUUUGUAAACAAAGUUUCAUUGAUAAUUCUAUUGGUCAAAAGUGUCCUUUUAGUUAUUUAUGCGCUGGUGGAAGAUAUGUAGAUGGUGAUACAUGUCAAGGAGAUAGUGGUGGACCACUUUUGUGCAUGGAAUCAAAAAAAUACUCGAAAUUUAUAAAGAAAUGGUUCGUUGUUGGUAUCGCGUCAUCAGGAAUUCAGUGUGGUUUGAAUGGGAUCCCAUCAAUCUAUACACCAUUAUAUCCCUAUUUGGAUUGGAUUGAAUCCAUUACAGGCUACGGAAAACUUAAAUCUUUCGAGUAA
Messenger RNA from Schistosoma curassoni, 1059 nucleotides. Lineage: Eukaryota; Metazoa; Platyhelminthes; Trematoda; Strigeidida; Schistosomatidae. The record is from the annotation of a GenBank genome assembly.